Messenger RNA from Staurois parvus, 382 nucleotides. NCBI's taxonomy places the organism in Eukaryota, Metazoa, Chordata, Amphibia, Anura, Ranidae. The record is from the annotation of a GenBank genome assembly.
UAUAGUGAAUGCAGGGUCCGGAGAAAGCAGAUAUAGUGAAUACAGGGUCCGGGGAGAUCAGAUAUAGUGAAUGCAGGGUCCGGGGAGACCAGAUAUAGUGAAUUCAGGGUCCGGAGAAAGCAGAUAUAGUGAAUGCAGGGUCCGGGGAGACUAGAUAUAGUGAAUGCAGGGUCCGGGGAGACUGGAUAUAGUGAAUGCAGGGUCCGGGGAGAGCGGAUAUAGUGAAUGCAGGGUCCGGGGAGACCGGAUAUAGUGAAUGCACGGUCCGGGGAGAGCGGAUAUAGUGAAUGCAGGGGUCCGGGGAGACCAGAUAUAGUGAAUGCAGGGUCCGGGGAGACCAGAUAUAGUGAAUGCAGGGUCCGGGGAGACCAGAUAUAGUGAA